Molecule: messenger RNA, 3864 nt
Organism: Pangasianodon hypophthalmus (striped catfish)
Lineage: Eukaryota; Metazoa; Chordata; Actinopteri; Siluriformes; Pangasiidae
Gene: arl13b
Product: ADP-ribosylation factor-like 13b
Exons: 11
Coding region: 583-1818 (411 amino acids)
Biological process (GO): non-motile cilium assembly; receptor localization to non-motile cilium
Cellular component (GO): ciliary membrane; non-motile cilium; motile cilium
Molecular function (GO): GTP binding; GTPase activity
Source: RefSeq, a predicted model, not a curated record
CUACGUCUCAAACCGCAAACUAGUGCACUAGGUGGUGUGUUACAACACAAUGACGUAGCGCACUACUUAGGCAGCCUAGUUAGUGUGGUAGUGAACGGUUUGGGAUGGAGUUCUUGAUGAAAUCACGGCCGCAGCCAUAGCAGCCGGUGGCGUAAACAAAAAGCAUAGAGAGCGUUUUAAUGAAGCGCUAGCUAGCAAAGUCGCAAUAAAGUUUACUAACUAGAGCGAUAUACAUUUUUAAAAAAGGCUCAUUUUGUUUUGGUUGGCUUGUUGAAUAUUCAAAGAUUUAAAAAUAUAUUUAGAAGAGCUACGAACAUAGCUAAUUCGUAAAUGUUAGCAGGCUAGCACAGGUUAGCUUUAAAAGUCGACUGACGCUAUGCUAGUACUGUGUUUAAUUAGCCGAAUAUUAUGGGAUGUAGCUAGUUAGCUGUCUAGAGCCUAACUGUGUUAAUGUUAAAGGAAGUAAAGUAGCCAGGUAAUGAUGCUCUGAUUUUUAAAAUGUUCUCUAGCUGCCUGGUUAACUCGCUAUAAAGGUUCAUUGUGAGAGAGCUGAAGUUUCCAGGUCCAUGUGUUUGGACUGUGAUGUUCAGUCUGAUGGCGAACUGCUGCAGCUGGCUGAAACGGUGGAGAGAGCCUGCCAGGAAGGUGACGCUGGUGAUGGUGGGACUGGACAAUGCUGGGAAAACUGCCACAGUACGGGGCAUCCAGGGAGAGAGUCCUCUUGAUGUAGCACCCACGGUGGGCUUCUCCAAAGUGGACCUAAAGCAGGGCAAGUUCGAGGUCACGAUCUUUGACCUCGGUGGAGGGAAGCGGAUCCGGGGCAUCUGGAAGAACUACUACUCUGAGUCGUACGGUGUGGUGUUCGUGGUGGAUUCGAGCGAUGUGCAGAGGAUCCAGGAGACCAGAGACACCAUGGCAGAAGUGCUGCGGCACCCUCGCAUCGCCGGCAAGCCCGUGCUAGUGCUGGCCAACAAGCAGGACCAAGACGGAGCAAUGGCUGAAGCGGACAUCAUUGAGAGCCUGUCACUGGAAAAGCUUGUCAACGAGAACAAGUGUCUCUGUCAGAUUGAACCAUGUUCGGCAGUCCUGGGCUACGGUAAGAAGAUCGACAAGUCCAUCAAGAAUGGCCUGAACUGGCUCCUGAGCAACAUCGCCAAAGACUACGAGGCAAUCACGGAGCGUGUUCAGAGGGACACGGCCGAGCAGCGUGUACAGGAGGAGCAGGAUAAGAAGGAGAGAGCGGAGCGAGUGAAACGAAUCCGAGAGGAGAGAGACAGACAAGAGCGUGAAGAGGCGGAGAAAGCAGGCAGGCAAAUAAAGGAGGAGGAGUCCGAGGAUGCCGAUAUGUCCAACCCAUUCCAGCCAAUAAACCAUAUUGUUGCAGAGAAUGAAAACAAGUUGAAAAAAGAAAUGGAGAUGAAAAAGCAAGGCGAGGAGGUCAUGCAGGAUGGCGUCCUGGAGCCAAAGAGCAAACAGGAGGAGGAGGAGGAGGAGGAGGAGGAAGAACAGGAAGAGGAAGAGAGUGAAAGACAGACCCCAGAGAGCCCAGAAUCAGGUCCAACAGACCAGAGCAAAAAGAAGAUCAAGAAAAUACGGCUCAAGCGGAAAAACAGAGUCGACCCUCUCAUAAUGGACGAUGCAGCCAAGAGCCCGACUCCACCACCCGCACCAGUCGGAUGGGCUACUCCCAAAGUUUCUAGACUCCCCAAGCUUGAACCUCUUGGAGAUACAAGGCGUUCUGAUUUCUAUGGCAAGCCCCUCCCACCUGUAGCAAUUAGACAGAGACCAAACGGCGAAACCCAUGAUGUCAUUUCCUAGCCUUUCCUCCUCUUUCCCCUCAUACGGUUAGAGAUGCCUCGUCUCCACCAAUCACGGUCUUUUGUUUUAUUUCUCUCAUCUCCAAGCCCGCGCUGUGUAAAUACGCAACAAUCACCAGCCAGUGUCAGCGAGAGGAACCAAUCAGCUUGCUUGGAGGGAUCAUGUGACCAGCCAAGGACGGGAAUUCCACAGAGACUCGUGGUUUAUUGUAAACUUUCAGCAGUGACUGAAUUUAGAUCUACAUUAUAAAAAUGUAGACAUUUUAUUUUUCCACCAAACAAAGAAGCAUUAUAAUCUCAGUUAAUAAGAUUAUAAUGUUCAUUGAAAUGUUUAUGUAUAAAUCUUUAUUUUUAGACUGAAUCACAUAUAACUGUGAAAUCUGCUCUUUUUGAAAGAUAUAUUAGAUAUAUUAAAUAACACUACAACUGUGCUGAACAGACACUGGUGCAGAAAUCGUUCUCACUCGUGGACAUGCUCAUUAUCAAGCUGUUGUGAUUAAAAGCUUCGAACACCGUGAAGGCUUGUGCAUGAGCAUGUAAUGAUGAAACAUACUGGUAUUUUAUGUCAUUUCCAGCCUGCUCAAUUUCAAUUUUUCUACACAGAUGUUCUACACAUCUGAAAGCAAACACUUUUCAGGAUUUUGCUGGUAUACAUGCCUACCACAACUUCCAAGAUCUCACCAGCAGUUAACCACACAACAUAUUGUUAAAGGAAAAAUUCACCCUGAACGUCUUGCAUAUUAAUCUUUAUUAUUUAACAUGUAAUCAUCAACAGCAUCCAAGAUUUAUUUUGCAAUGAAAUUCUGAGUUGUCUCUUUAAAUUUAAACAACUUCUAUCAACAUGUUGGUCUGUUUUCCUACAUUAACCACAAUGCCAUUUGACUACCUGCUGGUUAUGGUAAAAGCCCUGGCUUCGUCUCUACCUAUAGAGUGUGAUGCAGCAGCGUUUUACUUCUUUAAUCUGUCCAGCUCUCUCACCUCCUCAUCCGUACACUCUGCUUAAACAGAUCAGUUUCCAAAGCUUUUAUGCUAAUACUGCCGUCACUGCCAUCGCGCUCAUCAUCUGGUAGAUCAGAUCUCUAGCCGUGCUUCGCGUUGCAUUGCAUUCUGGGGCUUUUUGAGUGCAUGGUUUUACUUCUACUCUGAAUUUCCCAUUAAUAAAUAUUAUACACUACAAAAUGGUGAGUGAGAAAAGAAGCUCUCUUAUUUUUAGAGCUGAAAAUUAUCCCUUAUGUUUGAAACUUAUUGUAACUUCACUAGCAGUGUCCUUCUGCACCAUCAUUGCGGCGCAUAACCGCUAACUUCUCACAGAAAUAACAAAAAUACAGAACCAGCCAACAAAUAAGCACCCGUAUGACUAAACACAUCACAGAUACUUCAAUCGAAACACAUUUACUGUGUUUCAGGGUGGAGUUUUCCUUUAAAGUGAAUAUUUUCCCGAUGGGAAACACACAGCAGAAUUCUUUAACGAGUGCACCGAGAAGCAUUUCAUUUUCACUGGUUUAUAGACACUUUAUCAACAACGUGUUUUUGUUGUUAAGCCGAAGCAUGUACGGACUACAGCGUAGUGCUUCGUUUGAAAAGGGCAGUGUUUUUUUUCUAACAGUAGCAGUUGAGACUGUUACAGAUUAAAUCUAUUGUUGAAGUCUUGUUGUGCAGAAACACAUUUCCCAAACCAUGAAAUGCUAAAUUGAGCUGGAACAUCUGACACACACUACAUUGAUUUCACAUUUAGAGGUAUAUUCGUUUUUUAUCACAGAUAUGUACUGUAAAUGGCAUAGGUAGGUUAUUUAUUUAGUUUUUUUUUUUUUUUUUAACCCUGUGUUUCCCACAUGUAUUUGUUAACAUGUAUUAUUUUAUAUUUGACACUCCUGAUUGAAUGUGUGGUUGUUGUUUUUUUUUCCCCCUGGAAUUAUGUAUUUCAUUUCAAAUACGUAACACCUUCCUUUUUCUCUAAUAUCACAUUCUCAUACCUUUUGUUACAUGCACUUUUUAUCCAUUCUGUUUUAAUAUGAAUGCAAUUAAAUGCAUAAAUAUUUUUUAUUCA